AUGGACCAAUUUUAUCACAACAACAACAAAUUUAAAGAUAUUCUUUUAUUGAAACCACGAUCAACAACUCCUACUAUUCCAAACUUCCAAGGUCCGGGGCCAACUAAACAAGAUGAUUUAGAAUUCAUAGCUAAUGGCGGAAGAUUACCUCAAGAAUCUUGA
Molecule: messenger RNA, 162 nt
Organism: Diversispora eburnea
Lineage: Eukaryota; Fungi; Glomeromycota; Glomeromycetes; Diversisporales; Diversisporaceae
Source: the annotation of a GenBank genome assembly